Molecule: messenger RNA, 1711 nt
Organism: Arabidopsis arenosa
Lineage: Eukaryota; Viridiplantae; Streptophyta; Magnoliopsida; Brassicales; Brassicaceae
Source: the annotation of a GenBank genome assembly
CAAAAUUAGGAAAUUCAGGAUACAAAAGCCAAGUCACUUACCGAAAGAUUGUUUCUUCUUCUUCUUCGCUUCCUUUCUUUGAAAUUGAAUUCAGAUAUUUUUUUAUUUUUUUUUUUGAGGGGAAAAAUGGAGAUUUCGCAGAGAGUGAAAGCUCGAUUAGCUGUUCUCACCGCGCAUUUGGCGGUGUCUGAUACCGUCGGAUUGGAACAGGUGUUACCGGCGAUCCAGCCAUGGUGCACAUCGGCUCACAUUACCGCUGCACCGCAUGGAUCGCUUAAAGGAAAUUUGACGAUCGUCGAUGAGCGUACUGGGAAGAAAUAUCAGGUCCCUGUCUCAGAGCAUGGUACCGUUAAAGCCGUUGAUCUCAAGAAGAUAACGACGGGGAAGGAUGAUAAGGGGCUGAAGUUGUACGAUCCUGGUUACUUGAACACGGCUCCGGUUCGAUCUUCGAUUUGUUACAUCGACGGAGAUGAAGGAAUCCUACGUUAUCGGGGAUACCCAAUUGAAGAAUUGGCUGAGAGCAGUACUUUCAUUGAGGUUGCUUAUCUCCUCAUGUAUGGAAAUCUGCCUUCUCAAAGUCAGCUAGCUGAUUGGGAGUUUACGGUUUCUCAGCAUUCAGCUGUGCCACAAGGAGUCUUGGAUAUCAUACAGUCCAUGCCUCAUGAUGCACACCCAAUGGGAGUUCUUGUGAGUGCCAUGAGUGCACUUUCUAUCUUUCAUCCUGAUGCAAAUCCUGCUCUUAGUGGCCAAGAUAUUUACAAGUCAAAACAAGUUCGUGAUAAACAGAUUGUUCGUAUUCUCGGAAAGGCACCAACAAUUGCAGCGGCUGCUUAUUUGAGGACGGCAGGCAGGCCUCCUGUUCUUCCUUCGGGCAACCUUUCUUAUUCAGAGAAUUUCCUCUAUAUGCUGGAUUCAAUGGGCAAUAGGUCUUACAAGCCUAAUCCUCGUUUGGCUCGAGUGCUGGACAUCCUCUUCAUACUGCAUGCUGAACAUGAAAUGAACUGCUCUACUGCUGCUGCUCGGCAUCUUGCCUCUAGUGGUGUUGAUGUGUACACCGCUUGUGCUGGAGCUGUUGGAGCGCUUUAUGGUCCACUUCAUGGUGGCGCGAAUGAGGCUGUGCUUAAGAUGUUAGCAGAGAUUGGAACAGCUGAAAAUAUUCCAGAUUUCAUUGAAGGCGUGAAGAACAGAAAGAGGAAGAUGUCAGGUUUUGGACAUCGUGUUUACAAAAACUACGACCCCCGAGCAAAAGUCAUAAAAAAACUGGCAGAUGAAGUGUUCUCCAUUGUUGGUAGGGAUCCUCUCAUCGAGGUAGCAGUUGCUCUAGAGAAGGCGGCACUCUCUGAUGAAUAUUUUGUUAAGAGAAAGCUGUACCCAAAUGUUGAUUUCUACUCUGGAUUAAUCUACAGGGCAAUGGGAUUCCCACCAGAAUUCUUCACAGUCUUAUUCGCAGUCCCGCGUAUGGCUGGAUACUUGUCACACUGGCGUGAGUCGUUAGAUGAUCCUGACACUAGGAUCAUGAGACCCCAACAGGCCUAUACUGGAGUGUGGAUGAGGCAUUACGAGCCAGUGAGAGAACGAACAUUAUCAAGUGACUCGGGAACGGAUAAGUUUGGUCAAGUUUCCAUUUCGAAUGCAUCAAGAAGGCGUUUGGCUGGAUCAUCUGCCCUUUAGUCUCAUUCCUACAACACACCAAUAAAGAAGAAAACAUUGG